Messenger RNA from Pecten maximus, 1063 nucleotides. RefSeq lists its product as uncharacterized. The record is from RefSeq and is a predicted model, not a curated record. Bases 1 to 690 code for a protein of 229 amino acids. The transcript has 3 exons. Lineage: Eukaryota; Metazoa; Mollusca; Bivalvia; Pectinida; Pectinidae.
AUGACAAGUAUCGCCACGGGAGAGUUCUUCAUAACGGACCCAGAACAGAAUAUCCUAGACUUCGAGACCUAUUACGUCAAGCUGUCCACCUCUGCCCUCAGUAAGAUCCACUGCGGUUUGCUUUGCGUUGUGAAGCUCGGCACGUGCUCCUAUUACGUUUAUGACGUAAGCACGACCACGUGUUAUGGACGCCCAAACGCGGCAUUUGUACCGUACAAUCCUGGGGUUCUGACUGUCGUCAGGACCGGGACAAAGAUGGUUGACAUCACACACAGGCAAAAAGAGUUCCGGUCGUGUGUCCUUGAGGAAGAUGGUAUUUUGGUGGGCGACACUACCUGUAUCAAGGUAUUGAAAAAUCAGAUGGAUCAGCAGGCAUCUGCAAUCGGUUGUGGAACCUAUCUUCAAGGACAGUUGUUCGAACCAAGAUCAGAAUGCCUUUCCAGAGAGUACAAACUGCCUAUGCUGGAACGCAAUAUUAUUGACACAAACAAUCCCCUUUGGAUCGGACUAAGGUAUGAUACUACUACCGAGACCUACAACUGGAUGUCAGAUGGAACGGAAGCAGCCUUUACUGACUGGUGUACCGGAAACUACUCAACAAACCCGCCUCAACCAGAUCUGCCAGACACCCAGCACUGCAUUUCUACCGUAUAUUUGGGGGAACACUGGCCCCUUUGGUUGGUUGGAUAAACGAUGCAAUUCGGAUUUCGAAGCCAUUUGUGAGAUCCCCUUUAGUGUGUAACAUAAACAGAAAUAAUAAAAAGCCCUAAACCAGUGGAAUUUAUAACUUUACUCCUGGGACAAAGACUAGGAAUAUAUCAUUCGCAAUAAAUAACUGAAGUUACAUUUGGUGGUAUAUUGGCUGAGAAUUUCUUAAAAUCUUCGGUGACAUUUGUUGGGAAAAUCACAGAGAUUAUGUUAACUGCACCAUGCAGCUGAUUUGAGUUAUUAUGUACAUAUAUCUAUAUAACCAUAAAGAUUUUGAAAAAAAUGCAUAUGUCCUGGAACGUGAAUGAGGAAUGAAAUAUGUCAACAAAUCACAAACAAUGUUUCAGGCCCACCU